AUAACCCUCCAAGCUCAGACCACUCCUCUGAACUCACUGACACCCCUUUUUGAAGGAGACCAUGUUUGUGUUUUGCCAGGUGUGCUGUGAACCAUUCCAUCUUUUCUGCUUGGAGGAGGUAGAGCGCCCCCAACAAGAGCAACUGAAAAAUUGGUGCUGUCGCCUCUGCCAGACCUGCAGCCUUUGUCAUCGCCAGCAAUUGAGUCCCAGACCACUACUGGAGUGUGUGAAGUGCCAUGAUCACUAUCACCCCGAGUGCCUGGAGCCUCACCAUCCUACCAGGCCCAACAAGACAAAAAUAUGGGUCUGCCCCAGGUGUGUGCACUGUGGCAGGUGUGGAUACAGCACGCCGGGACCAAGUGGGGAGGCUUGCUGGUCACUUGAUUACUCCAUGUGUCAGCAGUGUGUCAAAGAGUCUUUCAAAGAUGAAUGCUGCCUGCUUUGUGAGAAACGAUGUGAUGAAGACUGCAAUGAUGGUGUCUUUGAGAGUAAGAUGAUCCAGUGUGGGAGGUGUGGCCAUCAGGUGCAUGCCAAGUGUGAGAACCUUUCAGAUGAGAUGUACGAGAUUCUUUGCAGCCAUUUUGAGGGAAUUGCCUACACCUGCAUUAGAUGUGCUGUGUCUAAUCCAGUGGACUGGAGGAGCUCAUUGCAAAGUGCAUUGCAAAGCUCUGUACAACGAGUCCUCAGUGCAUUACUUGACUCCCCUACCUCUCGACACCUGUUGUACCACGACCAGUCAGUGAUGAAAACUGCAGAUCUGAACUUGGAGCCAGAGGAAAGCCUGCCUGCAAGUUGUUCUGCUGAAGGACCAGGGCCACCAGUCCUGGCAGAAUCUCUGGCUGUGCCUCUUGAUCUCAUGUCAGUGAAGAGGAAGAUGAAAAUUGGACAGUACAGUUCUGUGAUGGAAUUCAGCGAUGAUGUUGUGAGGAUCAUCCAGGCAGCCAUGAGAGCUAAUGGAGGAGACCCUGAGAAGAUGAAAGCCGACUAUCUGGUUAAGUCAUUCUUCAUUAAGCUAAUGGAUCGAGCAUUUCCUUGGUUCAAGGUGAAAGAGUCCAAAUUCUGGGAAGUGAAAAAAGUGUCUUCCAGCUGUGGACUAGCCCCUAGUGCCAUGCUGCCUCGUUUGGACCACAGCUAUGCACAGCAAUGGGAACGUAACAGGAUCACCCCAGUUGAGGAAGUUGUUGGUGCUCCUCAGACUAGUGUCUGUCACACUGAGGACACAGAAGUCCUCACGCAGUCUGACAGGAGUGAUAACCGACAGUGCGUGCUGUGUCUGCUGUACGGCGAUGUUGAUGCUAAUGAGGGUGGGAGGCUGCUAUACAUUGGCUGGUACGAGUGGGCCCAUGUGAACUGUGUCCUUUGGUCCACUGAGGUAUUUGAGGAUGAAGAGGGUGUCCUGAAGAACGUGCAUAUGGCUGUGGUCAGGGGGAAGCAGGAGCGCUGUGAACUUUGCCAGAGGCCUGGUGCCACUGUGGGCUGCUGCGUAGCCUCCUGUUCCAGCAACUUCCACUUCAUGUGCGCCCGUCACCAGCAGUGUGCAUUCCUAGAGGACAGGCAGGUAUACUGCCAGCAUCACAGCAGCCUUGUGAAGGGGGAGAAUGUGUCAGAAUCUGAGUUUGAGGUGAUGCGGCGGAUCUUGGUAGAUCCAGAAGGUAUCAGCCUGAGGUCGAAUUAUCGCUGUGGUCUGAAGUCUGAGGACAUCCGGGUUCCAUGA
Scleropages formosus (Asian bonytongue) is the source of this 1714-nucleotide messenger RNA. RefSeq names its product histone-lysine N-methyltransferase 2A-like. The record is from RefSeq and is a predicted model, not a curated record. Bases 62 to 1714 code for a protein of 550 amino acids. Gene Ontology annotation, biological process: positive regulation of DNA-templated transcription. Gene Ontology annotation, cellular component: histone methyltransferase complex. The transcript has 14 exons. Gene Ontology annotation, molecular function: histone H3K4 methyltransferase activity; protein binding. NCBI's taxonomy places the organism in Eukaryota, Metazoa, Chordata, Actinopteri, Osteoglossiformes, Osteoglossidae.